Lactuca virosa is the source of this 306-nucleotide messenger RNA. NCBI's taxonomy places the organism in Eukaryota, Viridiplantae, Streptophyta, Magnoliopsida, Asterales, Asteraceae. The record is from the annotation of a GenBank genome assembly.
AUGACGGUGGAGAUGUUCGGCGAUUGUUCAGAGGAGUAUCAUAUCAAAGGAUGCUUCUCUCAGAGGAACUGCACGAUAUAUGAUUCAGCGAAGGAAACAAUGGCGGAGAUCAAACGCAAAGUGAAUGCUUCCACUAAUGUGAUGCUUGGGAAAGACGUAUUCUCGCUCACACUGAAACCUGUUCGAAUUGAGAGCCAAUCUUCUUCUCCAAAAUCGAUUUACAGUCUUCGAUUUUUGUGUGUGUUUAUGGUUGGGGAAGAAGAAGCGGGGGUGGGGUGUGUUUUUGAUCGAUCUCUCCGGAGGUAA